GUCCACCUGUUAUUGUUCCUAGCGUUGUGAUUGGUCAUCAGAAACUCUGUGACGUUUCUUUCAAAGAAAGCACAAAAAGAGCUGUGAGAUUGAGACUGAGAGAUCAUCGAAAGCAAAGCCAUGGACGCCAUUGAUUCCGUCGUCGAUCCUCUCAGAGACUUCGCUAAGGAUAGCAUUCGUCUCGUUAAGCGUUGUCACAAACCAGAUCGCAAAGAAUUCACGAAAGUUGCUGUUCGUACAGCGAUUGGGUUCGUUGUGAUGGGAUUCGUGGGCUUCUUUGUGAAGCUCAUCUUUAUUCCGAUCAACAACAUCAUCGUCGGUGCCACUUAGGGAGCAAAGAACAAAAUGGGAGAAAGGCAAAAACUAGUUUUGAGAAAUAAAAGCUAGAGCUUUGCUGUUUUCAACAAUUCGCACGUUAUGUUUAUGUAAUCGUAUUCAUUUGUUUCUUUCUCUCUUUUUUUUCUUUUCAUUUUGUUCACGACUGAAAAACUUGACUCAUCUUGAAUGUAGAUCAAACUAAUUUAGAAACU
This is a messenger RNA of Brassica napus (rape), 530 nucleotides long. Its product is annotated as protein transport protein Sec61 subunit gamma-1. The transcript is spliced from 3 exons. The coding region runs from base 121 to 330 and encodes 69 amino acids. Gene Ontology annotation, cellular component: membrane; Ssh1 translocon complex. The record is from RefSeq and is a predicted model, not a curated record. Gene Ontology annotation, biological process: protein targeting; post-translational protein targeting to membrane, translocation. Lineage: Eukaryota; Viridiplantae; Streptophyta; Magnoliopsida; Brassicales; Brassicaceae. Gene Ontology annotation, molecular function: transmembrane protein transporter activity.